Trichosporon asahii var. asahii CBS 2479 is the source of this 1194-nucleotide messenger RNA. RefSeq lists its product as uncharacterized. The coding region runs from base 1 to 1194 and encodes 397 amino acids. Gene Ontology annotation, biological process: beta-D-galactose catabolic process via UDP-galactose, Leloir pathway. The transcript has a single exon. Gene Ontology annotation, molecular function: UDP-glucose 4-epimerase activity. Lineage: Eukaryota; Fungi; Basidiomycota; Tremellomycetes; Trichosporonales; Trichosporonaceae. Gene Ontology annotation, cellular component: cytosol. The record is from RefSeq and is a predicted model, not a curated record.
AUGGCAUUCUACUCCCCCUCGGCGUCUUCCGUCGCCUCCUUUUCGGACGCCUCCACUGCUCCGACCACGCCUGGGUCGGGUUCGCCUCCUCCCGGUCCCGCCUACGUGCUCGUCCUCGGCGGUCUCGGCUUCAUUGGCUCCCACACCGCCCUCGAGCUGCUGAAGGCCGGCAAGAACGUUGUCAUCGUCGAUGACCUCUCCAAUGCCUUUGAGACUGUCCUCUCCUCGAUCCGUGAGGCCGCCGCCCUCUGGUGCAAUGCCAACGGGCGAACGGUUCCCGCCCUCAAGUUCUACGAGAUGGACUACCGCUCUCCCGGUCUUCGCCUUGUGCUUGACAGCUACCGCAUCAGCGGCGUCAUUCACUUCGCCGCCUUCAAGUCUGUCUCCGAGUCCAUCGCCCAGCCCCUCGACUACUACAUGAACAACGUGUGCGGCCUCGUCUCUCUGCUGAAGACGCUCGACAGCUACGGUAUCAAGAAGUUUGUUUUCUCCUCCUCAGCCACUGUUUACGGCACCAAGGCUGAGCAGGGCGUCCCGCUGCGCGAGGAGGACGUCGUGCACCACCCCCACACCUACGAGCGCGAUGGCGAGACUGUCACUGCCAUUCCCGGCGCCAUGGGCCUCACUUCCCCCUACGGCCGCAGCAAGUACUUUGGCGAGGCAAUCCUCGCCGACCUUGCCUACUCUGACCCGUCCUGGUCCAUCCUCGCCCUGCGCUACUUCAACCCGAUCGGCUGCGACGCCUCUGGACUCCUGGGCGAGGACCCUCGUGGCGUGCCGACGAACCUCUUCCCUGUCCUUGCUCAGGUUCUGACGGGCGACCGCCCACGGCUCGAGAUCUUCGGUUCAGACUGGGAGACGCGGGACGGUACCGCGGUGCGCGACUUCAUCCACGUCUCAGACCUUGCGCGCGGGCACAUUGCUGCGCUGGACGCCAAGGUCGACGAGCCCUUCCGCACCUUCAACCUGGGCACUGGCACUGGCACGACGGUGGCCGAGGCGCACGACGCGCUCGAGGCUGCGAGUGGACGCAAGAUCCCCGCCGUCCUCGCCCCGAGGCGCGAGGGCGACGUCGGCUCCUGUGUCGCUGCCAACGCCCGCGCCACCGCCGAGCUCGGGUGGACGACGACGGAGAGCCUGCUUCAGAGCGCACGCGACCUGUGGCGCUUUGUCGCCCGCGUCCGCGCCGUCUAA